Theileria equi strain WA is the source of this 848-nucleotide messenger RNA. RefSeq names its product er lumen protein retaining receptor, putative. Gene Ontology annotation, molecular function: ER lumen protein retrieval receptor activity. Gene Ontology annotation, biological process: protein retention in ER lumen; endoplasmic reticulum to Golgi vesicle-mediated transport. Bases 99 to 770 code for a protein of 223 amino acids. NCBI's taxonomy places the organism in Eukaryota, Apicomplexa, Aconoidasida, Piroplasmida, Theileriidae. The record is from RefSeq and is a predicted model, not a curated record. Gene Ontology annotation, cellular component: membrane; endoplasmic reticulum; cis-Golgi network. The transcript is spliced from 3 exons.
ACAGCUUUAUAUUUGGUGUUUAGGGCUACAUUUUUAUAUGAUGAGAAAUAUAUUUCAUUAGUACACAUACUCUUUGUUACACUGUUUUAGUAUACACGAUGUCUAUGAAUAUAUUUCGCCUUGCUGGCGACAUGUGCCACAUUGUGAGCCUAAUACUUCUCGUUUGGAAAUUAAAAGUAUCAAAGAACUGCUUGGGUAUAUCUUGUAGGAUGCUUGAGCUUUAUCUUAUGGUCUUUGUUUGCAGAUAUGUCGAUUUGUUCAUCUACUUUAUCAGCUUUUAUAACACAUUUAUGAAGAUUUUGUUUAUUCUAGUGACAGCAUAUUCGAUUUACCUGAUCAGAUUCCGUCCACCCAUUUCUCAAACAUACAACAGGAAGAUUGAUAAAUUCUCCUAUGAAAAGUAUAUACUUGGACCUGUAUUCGUUUUGGCCUUGCUGACAACCAAAAGAUAUGAUUUUGUCGACGUGCUUUGGACAUUUUCAAUAUGGCUAGAAAGUGUUGCUAUAUUACCACAGCUGACGAUGCUUUACCAGCAGCGCGAAGUAGAAAAUAUCACUUCGCACUACGUUCUUACCAUGGGAUUAUACAGGGGUUUCUAUCUAAUAAACUGGAUUUAUCGCUAUCUCUUUGAGUCGCCUUCAUAUAUCUGUCUCGUUUGUUGGACUGCAGGAUUCAUACAGACUGCGUUGUACGUGGAUUUUUUCUACUAUUUUGCAAAGUCCAAAUGGUAUGGUAAGAAGCUGGUGCUCCCCUUCACUGGAGAUGUAUAAAAGUGUAUACAUAAGUUUGCACUUUAAUUUUUUGAGAAGUCCGCCUCGCUAGAUAGGCGUUUCUUUAUCAAUUGCUUA